This is a messenger RNA of Exophiala aquamarina CBS 119918, 345 nucleotides long. RefSeq lists its product as uncharacterized. The record is from RefSeq and is a predicted model, not a curated record. Gene Ontology annotation, molecular function: carbohydrate:proton symporter activity. Lineage: Eukaryota; Fungi; Ascomycota; Eurotiomycetes; Chaetothyriales; Herpotrichiellaceae. Gene Ontology annotation, cellular component: membrane. The transcript has a single exon. Bases 1 to 345 code for a protein of 114 amino acids. Gene Ontology annotation, biological process: carbohydrate transport; transmembrane transport.
AUGCCGUCAUAUGGUCGAGCCUUUGGACAUUGCCAGCAAGUGUCCGACCCAGUCACCGAUAUUGCGGUGCUAUCUACGCUACAGACUCCACUAACGAGUAUUCCGAUGCUUUUAUUCGCUGUCGGUGCCUCCUUAGCGGGGCUGCUGGGCACAUGGUUCGGUCGAAGACACAUGAUCCAAAUGGCAUGUGGGUUGUGCAUCCUCUCCGCUGCCGGUAUGCUGGGCACUGGUGGGAGCUUCUUGAACUACAUGGUCGGCAAGCGUAUUGGUGGGAUUGGGAUAGGCCAACUCCAGGCGGUGGCUAUCGUCUACGAUUCGGAAUGUACAUCUCCCAGCAAGCGUUGA